Lathyrus oleraceus (garden pea) is the source of this 2211-nucleotide messenger RNA. Its product is annotated as glutamine-dependent NAD(+) synthetase. The coding region runs from base 381 to 1970 and encodes 529 amino acids. Lineage: Eukaryota; Viridiplantae; Streptophyta; Magnoliopsida; Fabales; Fabaceae. Gene Ontology annotation, molecular function: NAD+ synthase (glutamine-hydrolyzing) activity; glutaminase activity; ATP binding. Gene Ontology annotation, cellular component: cytoplasm. The transcript has 12 exons. Gene Ontology annotation, biological process: NAD+ biosynthetic process. The record is from RefSeq and is a predicted model, not a curated record.
GAAUCUAAUCAAAUUAAAUUAACUAUUUUUAAUUGGUUUGAUUUUCCCUCUCCCAAAAACUGAACCCAACCGUAUUAACUGUGCUUUCAUGGAUUAUGAUUAUGAAUGUAUUGACAAAUUACACCAAUAAUUCAUUGAAUCACUUGUGCAAUACAAUUCAUUCACACCAUAAUUUUUCCUAUAACGGUUUGUCCACAAUCUGUUCGUCAAAAUGUCACUGCGAAUGUUAUGUUUCGUAGCAACGACCUCUUAUGGUGUGACAAUAGUGGUUUGUCCACAACCUGCUCGUCAAAAUAGCUAUUGCAGCUGAAGUUUGUGAAGAGCUUUUUACUCCAUGUCCUCCUCAUGCUGAGCUUGCAUUAAAUGGGGUUGAAGUGUUUAUGAAUGCAAGUGGAAGUCACCACCAACUUAGAAAGCUUGAUGUCCGUCUUCGUGCUUUUAUAGGUGCCACUCAUACUCGUGGUGGGGUCUAUAUGUACAGUAAUCACCAAGGUUGUAAUGGUGGUCGCCUUUACUAUGAUGGAUGUGCCAGUGUUGUGGUAAAUGGUGACGUUGUUGCUCAGGGUUCCCAGUUUUCUUUAAAUGAUGUUGAGGUUGUGGUUGCUCACAUGGAUCUUGACGCGGUUACAAGCCUUAGAGGAUCUUUAAGCAGCUUCCAAGAGCAAGCAAGUUGUAAAGUCAAGGUUCCUUCAGUAGAUGUACCAUACAAUCUAUGUCUUCCUUUUAACCUUAGAAUACGCCUUUCUGUGCCACUUCAGAUAAAAUAUCAUUCUGCUGAGGAGGAAAUUGCAUUUGGACCUGCUUGCUGGUUAUGGGACUAUUUAAGAAGAAGUGGAGCAUCUGGUUUUCUGCUCCCUCUUUCCGGUGGAGCAGAUAGUUCUUCUGUUUCUGCGAUUGUUGGGUGUAUGUGUCAGCUUGUUGUGAAAGAAAUUGCAAAUGGGGAUGAACAAGUUAAAGCUGAUGCAAUACGAAUCGGAAACUAUAAGGAUGGACAGUAUCCUACAGAUAGUAGAGAACUUGUUAAACGGAUAUUUUAUAGUGUGUUCAUGGGAUCUGAAAACAACUCAAAAAUGACAAAGUCACGAGCCAAAGUGUUGGCAGAUGAAAUUGGUUCAUGGCACCUUGAAGUUAGUAUUGAUGGACUUGUAUCUUCUCUUUUGUCAUUGUUUCAAACACUUACAGGAAAGCGACCACGCUACAAGGUAGAUGGUGGAUCUAAUAUUGAGAAUUUAAGCUUGCAAAACAUUCAAGCUCGAAUCAGAAUGGUGCUAGCCUUCAUGUUAGCGUCACUCUUGCCUUGGGUCCACAACAAACCUGGGUUUUAUCUUGUCUUGGGGAGCACUAAUGCAGAUGAGGGGUUGCGUGGUAACUUAACAAAGUAUGAUUGCAGCUCAGCAGAUAUAAACCCUAUUGGAAGCUUAAGUAAGCAGGACCUUCGGGCAUUCUUGCGAUGGGCAGCCAUUCAUCUUGGUUACUCAUCUUUAGCAUAUAUUGAAGCAGCUCCACCCACAGCUGAACUCGAGCCUAUACGUUCUAACUACACUCAGUGUGAUGAAGUUGAUAUAGGAAUGUCUUACGAGGAACUAUCCGUUUAUGGAAGAUUACGAAAAACGUUUCGUUGUGGUCCAGUUUCCAUGUUCCAGAACCUAUGUUACAGAUGGGGUGCAAGAUUGAGUCCAUCACAAGUGGCUGAAAAAGUGAAACACUUCUUCAAGUAUUAUUCUAUCAAUCGACACAAAAUGACCACCAUGACACCUUUCUAUCAUGCUGAGAGUUAUUCACCAGAGGAUAAUAGGUUUGAUCUACGCCAAUUUCUCUACAAUACAAGAUGGCCAUAUCAAUUUCAAAAAAUAGAUGAACUCGUGCACGAGUUGGAUGUCAAAGAUGUUCAAAAAUUAGGAAACCAUGAUACUGUGGCAGCUCUAUCCAAUGGUGUUGGUGCAACAGGUUCAGGCAAUCCAAAUGUUUAAAUUGAACCUCCCUAUUGGUGCUGGUGGGAUGGGAGUUGCAUGUGCAAGAUUGCAAAUAUGGUCCAGACGGGAUAUAUUGAUUCUCCAUAAUUUUUCCAGUACUCUUGUUAGCUAAUGCGUUUUCAGUUCUGUUUAUUUUCCAAUAUUCAUCAUGGGAGCAUGAUUUCAGUGGGCAGUUAUCAUUCUACUGUUGCAUUUGUUUGUUGGAAUUGAAUGAGUAAAUACAACUCUUCUUCCACUU